Sycon ciliatum is the source of this 2073-nucleotide messenger RNA. Its product is annotated as sialate:O-sulfotransferase 1-like. Gene Ontology annotation, molecular function: sulfotransferase activity. The record is from RefSeq and is a predicted model, not a curated record. Lineage: Eukaryota; Metazoa; Porifera; Calcarea; Leucosolenida; Sycettidae. The transcript has 2 exons. Bases 445 to 1440 code for a protein of 331 amino acids.
AGAUCUGCGAAGCGCGCGCAGCGCAGACUGAUCUAGGUGUUCCGUGUUACGGGUCGCUAAACAAAUCGCUUGACAUCACUCGUGCACAGAUAUCUACGCCAACUGCUCAGCAGAAUCCGUCUAUCCUGGAUGUAAUUUGGCUCCCGAACUCGAAAGGUAUAAAUAUUUUUAUCUUGGUGCUUUCUGCAAAGCAAAGCAAAGGCUGCAUCGUAGCUUUAUUCGCUGCGCAGCUGCAAGUCAGCAGCUGCACAGGUGACUGGUAGGUCUACAGCAGGGCCAGCUCACUAUUUUCUCGUGUGGCAGCAGCAGCAUCGUCCUGAAGGAAGAUGUGUGCAAACGGUUCGUUUGUCAUUGACCACGAUAGUGUCCGGUAGUCAGUAGCCAAGUGUAGAAUGGCAGCGUGCUGUUGCUAGUACCGGUAAUGUUACUCUAUCUGCCGCUGCCAUGCCAUUUAGCCUGGAUGCAGUGAAGCCGAGAGCCGUAUUGACGUGCACGGCGAUCGUCGUGAUAACUGUGUUUGUUUUCGGCUGGAAACAGUCAUCAUGGUCCUCGCCACCCCGGAGGCUGCAUCCCAUUACGGUAUGGAAUCAUGGCAAAGAGGUGUCCUGGCCACGUGUGACCGAGCGGGACAGGAUCGCAAUGACCAUGAAGGCAGCGAGUGAGCAGUUUUCAGAAAAUGACCACGUACUGAUGGGCCAUGUGUGCGUGCAGCCUGUAUUCUUACAGCGCAAGAGACCCAUAAUAGUGCUAACCAGUGUUCCGGGGAGUGGGAACUUCUGGACUCGCUAUUUAAUUGAGCAGAUGACCGGAGUGUACAGUGGAUCAAUAUACGCCGAGAAACUGUCCAAGACACGUAUGGGUGGCGGCACGUGGAGUAACGCGUCCGUUGUUGUCGUCAAGGCGCAUUCGCUCCUGCUCGGCGACGAGUUGAAGUACGAAGGUACGAUCCUGCUGCUACGCAAUCCGUUUGAUGCUGCAAAGGCCGAGUUUAGCCGCGAAGCCACGGGAAACCAUCGAGAAGCAGCCGCACUGGAAAUGUUUAAAACGAAACGGGAUCUAUUCAAGGACAACGUGGCGGUGAUUGGAGGUCGUUUUGAGAAGCUUGUUUCAUUCUGGAUUGGAGUUAGUAACGGUAGGCCUGUGCACAUUGUGUACUUUGAGGACUUGGUGGCGGAUUUGAAAGGCGAGCUGCAGAGGAUCGCAAACUUCCUGAACAUGGAGGUGCCCGCUGACCGCUUCCAGUGUAUUAUUGAUCAUAGACAGGGCGUGAACAAACGUAGCCAUUCCCAAUCAUACAAGAAUUACGAUCCGUUUGACAAGGAGCUCACCCGGAUCAUGAACAGUCACAUACGCGCCUCCUCCAGGAUUCUACCUCGCGUUGCGCAGUACCUGCGAAGUGAGGAGGAUGACAAUGGAAGGGAGCUAUUUGAAAGUCCUUGAUCCAUGCAUGUGGCAGAAAUCUACAGCAUUGUGUGCUCAUGAGCAUGGCUUGAACUCACUCGAGCAUUGUGUGCUCAUGAGCAUGGCUUGAGCUCACUUCUACAGCAUCACGGUGUGCUCAUGAGCAUGGCUUGAACUCACUCGAGAGUCAGAUUAUAUCCUAGACAUUUCACAGAUGGAGGAUUAUUUAUCCCUUUGCCAAGUUUGUGCUGCUUGGUAACGUUGAGGUUUCAUGCAUGUUAUCUAGAUAUUCCACUGAGAUCUGUUGGCCAAUUACCCUAGUCCAGCUGUCUCAGCCAUUCAGAGCACCUUGAUCUGCUGUAUGUUUGCACUGUCAUGCAGCGCUGCGGCUGACCUCACCGCCGCCGCUCCUGCUGCUGUGCUGCUGUUGUUGAUAGGAUCUACCAGUCGAAACCACUUACGACCAAACUUCUAGGUACUGCAUUGUUGACCUCCCCCUAUUCACCAUCGGUCUCUCUGGCAGUUCUGCAACGCCGCACUACUAGUUUCGCAUCGGAGUAUCGAUAUUUUCAAAUUCUGAAGACAUGUUUGGGGCAACCAAUUUACAGCGAUUCGUUUUUCAAGAUGAACCAUUUGAAUGAAAUACAAAAUCAAGCAUAUUGUCCGAUCUCA